Xyrauchen texanus (razorback sucker) is the source of this 1690-nucleotide messenger RNA. Its product is annotated as transcriptional regulator Myc-B. Lineage: Eukaryota; Metazoa; Chordata; Actinopteri; Cypriniformes; Catostomidae. The transcript is spliced from 3 exons. The record is from RefSeq and is a predicted model, not a curated record. Bases 183 to 1370 code for a protein of 395 amino acids. Gene Ontology annotation, molecular function: protein dimerization activity; DNA-binding transcription factor activity, RNA polymerase II-specific; RNA polymerase II cis-regulatory region sequence-specific DNA binding. Gene Ontology annotation, biological process: regulation of transcription by RNA polymerase II; positive regulation of cell population proliferation.
AAGCAGGCGCGCGGUGUGACCACAACCGCUCUCGUGCUGGAGUGCGCAGGUUGAGCUUUUCAUACCAGACGCCGGUACGAUCCACCCCCACUUUGGACUUCCUUUCAUUUGACACUUCAUUCACGGACAUCCGACAAUAUUGUCAGUUUUCUUUCAGUCUCACCACGGCUACGGCGCUGACCAUGCCGCUGAAUUCAAGUAUGGAAAGUAAAAACUAUGAUUACGAUUACGAUUCAUACCAGCCCUAUUUCUAUUUUGACAACGAGGAGGAUUUCUAUAACCAACAGCACGGUCAGCCACCGGCGCCCAGUGAGGAUAUAUGGAAGAAAUUUGAAUUGCUCCCCACUCCCCCUCUCUCCCCGAGCCGGCGACCCUCGCUGUCAGACGCGUUCCCCUCCACUGCCGACAAGCUGGAGAUGGUUUCAGAAUUUCUCGGGGACGACGUGGUCAACCACAGUUUCAUUUGUGAUGCGGACUACUCUCAGUCUUUUCUCAAGUCUAUUAUCAUUCAGGAUUGCAUGUGGAGCGGUUUUUCUGCUGCAGCCAAGCUGGAGAAGGUGGUGUCUGAAAGAUUAGCAUCACUGCAGGUUGCGAGGAAGGAGUCUUCCAGGAGUGACUCAACCGACAACUGUCAGUCAAACCCAAACGUCAGCUACCUUCAGGAUAUGAACCCUCCUGCCUCGCAGUGCAUUGACCCAUCUGUAGUGUUUCCCUUUCCAUUGACUGACAGCUCAAAUCCCAGCAAUCCGUCAUCCACACCUACUUCCACAACACUGCCAUUAGAUACUCCACCAAACAGUGGUAGUAGUAGCAGCAGUGAUAGCGAUUCUGAUGAUGAUGAUGAUGACGACGAGGAAGAGGAAAUUGACGUCGUCACUGUGGAAAAGAGAAAGUCAGCGAGGAAGUCCGAUUCGAACGCAACACACCAGAGCCCUGUCGUCCUCAAGCGGUGUCAUGUUAAUAUCCACCAACAUAAUUACGCUGCCCACCCAUCCAUGCGAAAUGAGCAGCCCGCUGUCAAGAGGAUUAAAUUCGAGAGCAACAGCCGGGUGCUUAAACAAAUUAGCCACAACCGAAAAUGUGCGAGUCCCAGGACGUCAGAUUCUGAGGAUAACGAUAAGAGGAGGACUCAUAACGUGCUUGAACGGCAGCGGCGGAACGAACUCAAAUUAAGUUUCUUCGCAUUGAGGGAUGAAAUUCCUGACGUAGCCAACAACGAGAAAGCUGCCAAAGUGGUAAUACUGAAGAAGGCGACUGAGUGCAUCCUCAGCAUGCAAGAAGAUGAACAAAAACUAAUCUCAUUGAAGGAGCAAUUAAAGCGAAAAUGUGAACUUUUAAAACGGAGACUUGAGCAGAUAAGCAGUUCUUGAGUUGCUUGGACAUUAUUUAUGGACUGAACUUCUUUUUAGCAUUUCAAUGAGCGUUGUAUGGUUUUUGUGUUGCCCCAAGUCGAUGCAAAUGUUUCGAAGGUGUGGCUAGCACCUGAACCUUGCAGCAAUCUGACAUUGAUUUAUACAAUUACACUGCCUCAAUUGAACAUUAAGGAUGUUAGAUUGUUUGUAUUUUAUUUUUUAGCAAUGAACUGGUCUGCAGUUCAACAUACUGUUGGCCUUAACUUAAUAUUUGUUUAUGUGAGUUUUGUACAUAUUGCACAUAUGUAUUCUAGAUGCUGUUGAUUUCUGAAUCAUAA